CUUCUCAAUAUCCACUAAUCACUAUACUAAUUACUAAUUAGAAGUGAAUUAUAUACUAAUUAGUCAUAUAAACAUGCUUCGUCUAUUGAUCUCUCUGGCUUGGGUUAUGGUGCUACUGGAAUCGUCGUCUUUGGCUUCAGCAAGCGUUGUGGAACACUCUUUUUAUGUGAAAAAUCUAACUGUGGAAAUAUUGUGUGAGAAAAGAGUAAUUACAGCAGUAAAUGGAAGUUUACCAGGCCCCUUGCUUAAAGUUCGAGAGGGCGAUACUGUCAUUGUCCAUGUUUUCAAUGAAUCACCCUACAAUAUUUCAAUCCAUUGGCAUGGGUUGUUUCAGAAGCUAACUCCAUGGGCAGACGGACCAUCAUAUAUAACUCAAUGUCCAAUUAAACCGGGACAAAACUACACUUACAAUUUUAACGCAACAGAACAAGAGGGCACGCUUUGGUGGCAUGCUCAUAGCAAAUGGCUUCGAGCCACCGUUUAUGGAGGUUUCAUUAUACUCCCAAGAAAAGACCUAUCUUACCCCUUUGCUAAACCUCAUCAAGAAUUUCCUAUCAUCAUAGGGGAGUGGUGGAAUGCUAAUGUACUCGAAGUUGAACAGCAAGGCGCGGCCACUGGAGCUGCACCUAACAUUUCAGAUGCCUACACAAUUAAUGGUCAACCUGGUCAUCUUUACUCUUGCUCACAAAAUAAAACCACAAAGUUUGAAGUAGUCCAAGGAAAAACAUACUUACUACGCAUAAUCAACGCUGCACUGAACAACGAACAUUUCUUCAAGGUAGCAAAUCACAACUUCACGGUGGUAGCUAUCGACGCUACGUACACCACCCCUUACGAAACAGACGUGGUGGUGACCGGACCAGGCCAAACAGUCGACGUCCUCAUGACAGCCAACCAACCUAAUGGGUCAUACUACGCGGCUGCGCAACCAUACUCAAGCGCACCCGGUUUACCAUUCGACAACACAACCACCACAGCAAUCUUCACCUACGUCGUUGUAAACACUACAAUUAAUACAUCCUCAACACCACCAAUCAUGCCUUCAUUACCCGCCUUCAACGACACCCCAACGGCUCAUAGAUUCUUCACCAAUCUAACCGGUCUAACUUCAGCUCGGUUUUGGGAACCGACAAUUCUCGACGUCGACGAACAUAUGUUCAUGGCAAUUGGGUUAGGCCUUGUUUCUUGUGGGAGAAACGAAAGCUGUUUAGGGAUAUUUAAUCAGAGUUUUGCUGCUAGUAUUAACAACAUUUCAUUUCAGUUACCUACAAGGAUGUCCUUAUUAGAGGCACAUUACUCUAAUGUUAAGGGUGUUUACGACAAUGCCACUUUCCCUGAUACGCCUCUAAUGACAUUUGAUUAUACCAACCCUAACAACAGCUUCAACCAGAACUUGUUGAUGACCACGAAAUCGACGACUGUGAAACGGGUUAAGUUUAAUACUACGAUUGAGAUUGUGUUUCAGGAUACUGCUUUGGUUGGGAUAGAGAAUCAUCCUAUGCAUAUUCAUUGUUUUAAUUUUCAAGUACUUGCUCAAGGGUUUGGGAACUAUAAUCCUAGUGUGGAUCGUCAAAAGUUCAAUCUUGUUAAUCCGCAAAUCAGGAAUACAGUUGCUGUGCCUACUGGUGGUUGGUCUGUCAUCAGAUUCCGUGCUAACAAUCCAGGUGUAUGGAUAUUGCAUUGCCAUCUAGAUGUGCAUCUAACAUGGGGUCUAGCUAUGGCUUUUAUUGUGGAAGAUGGCGGCACACCGGAAUCAACCUUACCGCCGCCACCUGCGGACUUGCCCAAGUGCUGAAACAUUAAUGUCCUUGUUUAUUAUGCGUACCAUUUUCGCAGUGUAUAUAUAUAUACUUGUACUCCCUAUGUAUAGAAGGUGCACCAAUCAUUAAAAUACGGUCAACUAAGAAAAGUGCACCAAUCAUUUCUAUACAGAGAGAGUAUAAUUUAUGCAUGCU
Molecule: messenger RNA, 1955 nt
Organism: Spinacia oleracea (spinach)
Lineage: Eukaryota; Viridiplantae; Streptophyta; Magnoliopsida; Caryophyllales; Amaranthaceae
Product: laccase-7-like
Biological process (GO): lignin catabolic process
Cellular component (GO): apoplast
Molecular function (GO): copper ion binding; hydroquinone:oxygen oxidoreductase activity
Source: RefSeq, a predicted model, not a curated record